AUGGGCGAAGAGGUGCACCUCACGAUCAACGGAAAGUUGUAUGUUGCAAACCCGAACACCGUGCCGGUGAACACAUCAUUGAACUCAUUCAUCCGUGACCACGUACAUCUGAAAGGAACAAAAUUCAUGUGCCGUGAGGGUGGAUGCGGUGCUUGUGUAGUCACCCUGUCCGGGCUACAUCCCGUUACGAAGAAGCGCCGAUCAUGGGCAGCCAAUUCGUGCCUAGUAUCCGUCUUCUCCUGUCACAGUCUAGACAUUGUCACUAUCGAGGGACUCGGUGGCAGUCGAAAGAAUUCGUAUCAUCCGCUGCAACGACGGUUGGCGGAGUACGGUGGAUCUCAGUGUGGGUAUUGUUCGCCCGGCAUGGUGAUGAACAUGUACAGUUUGCUAGCGUCUCGGAAACAACAGCAAAAAGCGCUUGAAGGAACGUCCCAAGCCACAUUGACCGAGGCACAGAUCGAGCAAACAUUCGAUGGGAACAUAUGUCGAUGCACUGGCUAUCGUUCGAUUCUGGAGGCCUUCAAAUCCUUUGCCCAAAUCCAAACGCAUGAGCCGUUGUUAGUCGACAUCGAAGAUCUGGAUCAACUGCGUCCCCGGACAAACGACUCUGGUAAGAUCUUGCCACUCUAUCUAACGUUUCCAAACGGGAGAAAAUGGUUUAAGGUUACGUCGCUGUCGGAAACCUUUGACGUGUUUAGCAUGAUUGAUGAUGCGCAGCCCUACACACUUGUGGCGGGAAACACAGCUCAAGGAGUUUAUAGACGACCCGAACAGCUGCAGGUGUUUAUUGAUGUGAGUUCAAUCGAGGAGCUGCAUCGGCAUACGCUAGAUCAUGCCCUGACGGUUGGUGCCGGUACUAGUUUGACCGAGUUUAUCGAGCUGCUCGAGCGAACGGCUGAUGCACAUCUUAGCUUUACGUACUGUUCCCCAAUGGCCAAGCAUAUUCGACAAAUGGCAAAUCAACCUGUCCGUAACGUAGGUACCAUCGGUGGGAAUUUGAUGAUCAAGCACCAACAUGCUGAGUUUUUUUCGGAUCUAUUUUUGCUACUGGAAACCGUCGGUGCAACAUUAUCGAUAAUGUCUUCAGUUGAUGACAUCUCCACGUUGUCACCAUUAGAGUUUCUGAAGCACUCUAUGCACAAACGCAUACUGCUGGCUAUUAAACUUCAUCCUCACGACCACGUCAGCACCACGCUUCGCUCGUACAAAGUCAUGCCCGUUGCCCAAAAUUCGCGUGCCUAUGUCAACGCCGCCUUCCUGUUCAGACUCUGUCCAGAGCGUAAGAUCUGCACCUAUAUAGCGAUCUGCUACGGUGGUAUCAACCCUUCGUUCUUGCAUGCAACUCAAACGGAAGCCUUCCUUGUCGGGAAGUCUCUCUUCGAGAAUGCGAUCCUUUCUGAGGCCUUUCAGGUUCUAGAGCGGGAACUAAAGCCCGAUUGGAUAUUACCGGAUGCAUCACCAACCUAUCGAAAACAACUUGCCCUUUCCCUACUGUAUAGAUUUGCGCUCAGUAUGCAUUCCGGUGCAGGACGUUCGGUACGUAGCGGUGCAGAGAUGAUCGAACGACCACCCGUUUCUACGGGUCGGCAAACUUACGACACGUACCCGAAACGCUGGCCACUAACGCAGAACAUACCCAAACUCGACGGUUUAGUGCAGUGUGCCGGCGAGGCGGAAUAUAUCAACGAUAUGCCGGUAUUACCGAACGAACUGCAUGGUGCGCUCGUGCUCUCGAACGAGAUUCAGUGUCGCAUUCUAAAGAUAGACGCCACCGAUGCACUAGCCUUGUCCGGUGUACGGGCAUUCUUCUGCGCUCAGGACAUCCCCGGGCGGAACAACUUUAUGCCACUUGAAAUGGGUUUCCCGGACGUAGAGGAGAUCUUCUGCAGCGGUGAGGUUCAAUUCGCUGGACAAGUCGUUGGGAUGAUCUGUGCUGAUAGUUUCGAGCAGGCUAAUCAUGCCGUGAAGCUGGUGAAGAUCGAGUACAAGCGAUCGGGUAAUCGAAUAGUCCUCCCGACUGUACAUGACGUUGUUGAUGCCCUCGACUAUAGUCGCGUCAGCGAUCAACCGUACGAUCGUCAUGGAUCGCGGUACCAUCUGGCCAAGGAAGGACCCAUCUCCGUAAUUGGUAGAUUCGAUUUGCGGGGCCAGUACCAUAAUCCAAUGGAGACACAAGUCUGUCUAUGCGUUCCUCAUGCCGACACGAUGGAUGUGUACUGCGCAACGCAGUGGCUUGACCACGUGCAGAUUGCUGUCUCGCAGGCGUUGCAGCUUCCCGAGAGUUUCCUCAAUCUCUCCGUUCGCCGAGUUGGUGGAGCAUACGGUGCAAAAUUGACGCGUGCCAGUCAGAUUGCGUGUGCUUGUGCCGUGGCCGCGUUCCGGACCGGAUCUCCGGUGCGCAUGGUUCUGCCACUCGAGACGGCUAUGUCGAUGUCGGGAAAACGUUGUGGCAGCGUGAGCGAGUACGAAGUGUCCGUGGAUGCUACCGGGCGCAUCGCAAAACUCUCGCACACCUUUAUCCACGAUGCUGGUGCUGCUCUAAACGUGAUGCUCGGGGGGAUGACCACCGAUCUGUUCAAAAAUUGUUACCGCACGGACUACUGGAAGCUGCGGGCGAAGAUUGCCCGAAGCGAUAGUCCGCCGAAUACGUGGGCUCGAGCACCUGGAACAUCCGAGGGAAUCGCGAUGGUGGAAAACAUCAUGGAGCAUAUCGCGCACCAUGUCGGCUUGGAUGCUGUGGACGUGCGGAUGGUGAAUAUAUCGCGCGAAAAUAAAAUGCACUCACUACUUCCCCGCUUCCGACGUCAGGUGGAAUACGACGAAAGAAAACGGUUGAUCGCUGAGUACAACGUUGAACAUCGGUGGCGGAAGCGUGGUAUAUCCAUCAUGCCGAUGCAAUACCCUCUUGAGAUGAACUCGAUGAAGAACGCGGUAGUGUCGGUGUACACCGACGACGGUACAGUGUCGAUCGUGCACGGUGGCAUCGAAAUGGGCCAGGGCAUCAACACGAAAGUGGCACAGGUAGCGGCUCAUCUACUUGGAGUGCCGAUUGAAAAAGUUGUCGUUCAGCCCACCAACAGCUUACUCAAUGCCAACUCAAACGGGUCCUUCCAUAGCCAGGCGACGGACAGCGUUGCUUUUGCUGUCAAAAAAUGCUGCGAGGCUCUAGUCGAUCGACUACGACCAUACCGAACACUACUGAGACGGACCAGUUGGGAGGAUAUGAUUCGAAGCGCUGCCCUAGACGACGUGGACCUACAAGCAUCGUUCUAUGCCACACCGAUCGAUAUCCGAACCUACACCAUCUGGGGAGUGGCGUGUGCGGAGGCUGAAGUAGAUAUCCUUACCGGUCAAGUGCUCGUUCGCCGAGUCGACAUUUUGGAGGAUGUAGGUGAAAGCCUAAAUCCGUGCAUCGAUGUGGGUCAGAUCGAGGGUGCGUUCGUAAUGGGUCUAGGGUACUAUCUUACCGAGGAACUCGUGUAUGAUGCGAAAAAUGGCACCCUUUUGAAUAAUCGCACCUGGAACUAUAAGGUGCCAGGACAUCACGACAUUCCAGUCGAUUUUCGCGUAUCAUUUUUAGGCAAGAGCUCCAAUGCUGGUGGUGUGCUGCGAUCAAAGGCAACUGGAGAGCCAGCCCUCUCUCUGAGCCCUGUGAUAACGUAUGCUAUUCGGAAUGCAGUACGAUCGGCCAGGAAAGACGCUAGCUUACCGGAUAAAUGGUUGCAUAUGGGCAGCGGUAUGACUCCGGAAAAAAUUUUUCUUCUAGUAGAAAAUUCCACCGACAAGUACAAAUACGAGUAA
Anopheles nili is the source of this 3801-nucleotide messenger RNA. Its product is annotated as xanthine dehydrogenase-like. NCBI's taxonomy places the organism in Eukaryota, Metazoa, Arthropoda, Insecta, Diptera, Culicidae. Bases 1 to 3801 code for a protein of 1266 amino acids. The record is from RefSeq and is a predicted model, not a curated record. Gene Ontology annotation, molecular function: oxidoreductase activity; 2 iron, 2 sulfur cluster binding; iron ion binding. The transcript is spliced from 6 exons.